AUGACAACAAUAGCUGCAUAUAUUUGUUAUCUGAAAACAACGUGUAAUGUAAUUAUACUCUUGAGAGACUAUGUGAACAUGCUUUCUGCGAAGUAUUCGUUCUGUAACUGUCAAUCACGGGGUCCUCAAUCUACUAUUGCAAACAACAGUAGAGGAAGGGGGACAAAUUUGUCUAAUAAAGGAUUUCACAACUCUGCAAGGGGUUUCAUCGACUUACAUUCUCUUCCACGCCUGAAAUUGAAUAACAUUAGGUCGUGUGACCAUUGUGGUGCUAAGCUGUUUCCCCAUGAGACUAAGCAGUUCUGUUGUUUGAAUGGAAAAGUCAGUCUACCAAAUCUGCCGGUACCUCCAGAACAUAUGUUGCUAUAUACUGCACAAUCAGAAGAGGGAUUUCAUUUUAGGCAUAAUAUUCGUGCAUACAACCAUGUUUUUGCCUUCACAUCAAUCGGGGUACGUAUCGACCAUAACACGGCUAAUCUUAGGAAGGGAGUGUAUACAUAUCGUGCUCAAGGUACUAUGUAUCACAAGAUUGGGAGUCUCAUACCAGAACCAAGUGAUAGACCAAGGUUCCUUCAAAUGUACAUAUACGACACCGAACAUGAAUUAGAGAACCGGAUGAAAGAGCAACAGUUUGCUGCCAAGAAUGACAAGAUUUCACAAGUUAAUGAUUUGCAUGAUGUUCGUCUACAUAUAAAAGAGCAGCCAACUUAUCGUCGUCAAUAUAACAUGCCAACAUCACCGCAAGUUGCUGCUAUCUUAGUUGGAGGAGAAGAUCCGAGUGAAGUGCUUCCAAGGGACAUCAUUGUUGAAACAAAUUCUGGACAACUUCUGAAUGUACCCGAUACGGCAUGUUUAUACGAUCCACUACAAUACCCAUUGCUACUUCCUUAUGGGAGUUUUGGUUGGGAUUUGACAAUUUUCUCCGACAACGCUAGAAGGAUUAGUUGUCGGGCAUAUUAUGCAUAUAUGCUACAUGUAACAAUUCGAGAAAAUGAUCACUCGAUUCUCUUACGUGCUGGGAAAUUGCUACAGCAAUAUGUGGUCGAUAACUACGUGAAGAUCUCAACAAUGAAGUUGAGAUGGGUUCGAGAUAACCAAAGGACAUUCCGAGCUGAUUGGUACUCUGGUGCUCUUGACAAGGCAGAUGCAAAUACAGGUGAUAUUGGAGAGCGGGUUAUUCUGCCUCCAAGUUACACAGGAAGCCCACGUGAUAUGCAUCAAAGGUAUUAUGACGCCAUGGCAUUGGUUCAGAAGUAUGGAAAGCCUGAUUUUUUCAUAACCAUGACAUGUAAUCCUAAGUGGGAGGAGAUCCAGAAGGAAUUAACACCAGGGCAACAAGCACAUGAUAGGCCAGAUUUGACGACGAGAGUCUUUCAUUCUAAGUUUGGAGAAUUGAAGACGGAUCUGUUCACUAAGGGGGUUCUAGGAAAGGUUGUAGCACAUGUUCAUGUCAUUGAGUUUCAGAAAAAAGAGGUCUUCCACAUGCACAUAUUCUUAUCAUUCUCGAUGAGAAAGACAAGCUACGUAGCCCAGAUGACUACGAUAAAGUUGUUCGAGCAGAAAUACCUGAUCCAGAUGUUGAACCAGAGCUGUAUGAGGAUGUCUUAA
Molecule: messenger RNA, 1608 nt
Organism: Papaver somniferum (opium poppy)
Lineage: Eukaryota; Viridiplantae; Streptophyta; Magnoliopsida; Ranunculales; Papaveraceae
Exons: 5
Coding region: 1-1608 (535 amino acids)
Source: RefSeq, a predicted model, not a curated record